Messenger RNA from Dufourea novaeangliae, 2030 nucleotides. RefSeq names its product gamma-tubulin complex component 4 (gene Grip75). Lineage: Eukaryota; Metazoa; Arthropoda; Insecta; Hymenoptera; Halictidae. Gene Ontology annotation, cellular component: spindle pole; gamma-tubulin complex; centrosome. Bases 99 to 2030 code for a protein of 643 amino acids. Gene Ontology annotation, molecular function: gamma-tubulin binding; microtubule minus-end binding. Gene Ontology annotation, biological process: microtubule nucleation; cytoplasmic microtubule organization; meiotic cell cycle. The record is from RefSeq and is a predicted model, not a curated record. The transcript has 9 exons.
UAUUCCGAUGGGUUCUUGGUGUUUCUAUCAUUUUGUUUGUAUGCAACAUAAUUUGAUGUGAAAAUUAAUAUCUCCUCAAAUUGAAAGACACUUCUAAAAUGCUACACGAAGUGUUACUGGCAUUGUGGGGGUGUUCGACUAAUGCUUUAGAUAUAUUGGAAACAAAUACUAUAGACCUUGAAAAAUAUUUACAUCCUGGGGAACGUGCAUUACUUAAAAAAAUAUUAGACAUAGUCGAGGAGUGCAAUGUUAUUAGAAACUUUAUUCAAGAUUAUACAACAUUCAAUAUUUCAAGAUCCAGUGAUGAAUUACAAAGUUUACCUCAAGGUUUAUAUCUACAAGCUCUAUGCGAAGGAAUGGAUCAAGCUUUGGAACCAUUUCGUGAAGAAAUUAUCGAUUUAGAGAAUGUAGUUCUUCAUGAUAGUUAUACGCCAUUAUCAUUUAUUCUUUGUCACGUCCAAAAGUAUAUUGGUUUAUUUUCUGUACUAAAUUCUAUUAUACGAGAAAUUAGUACACAGAAAAUUCAUGGCUGUAGACUAUUACAGUGUUUACAUCAAAAUAUGCAUACUGGUAUUCCUGAAGUGAAAUCAGCCUUAGAAAAGAUGUCUCAUUGUGUACAUACAGUUUUCUAUAAACAAUUAACAAGUUGGCUUUUGUAUGGUCAUUUAGAAGACAUGCAUAGUGAGUUUUUCAUUCAGAAAAUAUCAAAUGGACAAAACAGUUUGAUAUUAGCAAAUAAUAAACACACCCCGGCCGAGAUAAAAAACAUAAAAUUGAACUCCGAUAUGUGGGAUUACAAUGUUCAAGUGGAUAUGCUACCUUCGUACAUCAGACCGUCAUUAGCAGCUAAAAUUUUAACUAUAGGGCAAACAAUUAUAAUGUUUAGUAAUGACCCAAGGCAGAAGAAAGACUUUGCGGUAGAUGAUCAGAGUGAGAAUUCUAUAUGGGGCGAUAAAGAAUAUGAAUAUUUUCUUAAAAUUCAGAAUCUUCAGAAGAACCCAAUUUUUAAUAUUAUUGAAUUUGAAUGUACGAUCGAUGAAUUAAAACAAUGUGUAACUGAACUAUUAUGGCGAGUCGCUGUUGAAGAAGCCCAAUUAGUACAACAAUUGAAAUUAGUAAAAGACUUUUUCCUUAUGGGCCGGGGUGAUUUGUUUCUUGAAUUUAUUAGACUCACUGCACAUAUAUUGAACAAGCCACCGACAAAUCAUACAUCUAGAGACAUCAAUCUAGCUUUUCAAAUUGCAUUAAGGAAAAUGCAUUUAAACGAUGAGAGCGCUAUGGAGAGUUUUAAUUUUUUAGUACCACUUCCAGUGGAAGAGAGUGAUGAUACAGAAGUAGAAGGUGCAGAAAUUACUGACAAGGAACGUGAGGAUCCUAUUGAGAGGCGUGGAUGGGGUAUGAUCAUUUUGAAGUACAAAGUCAUAUGGCCAUUACACUUACUAUUUAAUCCAUCUGCUUUAAACGAUUAUAAUACAUUAUUCCGAUUUUUGCUUAGAGUUAAGAAAACUCAAAUUGGUCUGUGGAAUCUUUGGAGUGAGCAUAUGUAUUAUAAAAAUAUCGACAUUGGUGUAAUACAACUAAGAAAUAACUUAAUAUUUAUUAUUGAUAAUUUACAAUACUAUUUGCAAGUGGACGUAUUGGAAAGUCAAUAUACUAUUAUGGAAGGAAAUAUGAAAAAUACUCGAAAUUUUGAAGACGUACAAAAGGCACACUCUAUUUUUUUGGCUAACGUUAUGUCCCAAACGUUUUUAUUAGGAAGUUUAACGGAACGAAAAAAUCCUGUAAAUAAAUUAAUAAAACUAUUACUACGACUUUGCGACGACUUUAUCUUGCAAGCGUCGAUGUGGGAAGUAGGCAACUUACUUUUAACAGAGAAAGAAGAACUCAAAACGUUGUCCGACACUCUUGAAAGUUUAAUGAGUUGGUUGACUAAAACAUUAAAUAGAGUUCGUGCACAACCCAGUGGAGAACACUUAGCUCAAUUAUUAUUGAGAUUGGACUUUAAUAGAUGGUUUAGUAAAAAAAUAUGA